Kockovaella imperatae is the source of this 1749-nucleotide messenger RNA. RefSeq names its product transcription factor Tfb2-domain-containing protein. Gene Ontology annotation, cellular component: transcription factor TFIIH core complex; transcription factor TFIIH holo complex. NCBI's taxonomy places the organism in Eukaryota, Fungi, Basidiomycota, Tremellomycetes, Tremellales, Cuniculitremaceae. The transcript is spliced from 10 exons. The coding region runs from base 146 to 1627 and encodes 493 amino acids. The record is from RefSeq and is a predicted model, not a curated record. Gene Ontology annotation, molecular function: ATPase activator activity; double-stranded DNA binding. Gene Ontology annotation, biological process: nucleotide-excision repair.
CUCGGCUUCUUCUUGGUCGAUUGAUAACCCUUCUACUAUCACUGAGACGAUAGCCGUGAUCAGUUUUACUCGAAUGCUGCAUAGUUUGAGCUAGGGCAAGUGGAAUCUUCGGAUGGUCGCUUGAACAACCUGAGCUCGGACAGCCAUGGUCCAACCGUCAUUCUCUCAUCCCCGUAAACCUAACGCGGAGGAAGUCAUCUCUCCGACAGCGCCGCUGGAUGCUUUCCUAGACAACCAACAUCAGUCCUUCUUUGAGGAGCUAUACAAGUCGGAAGCAGUGUGUCUCUGUAUCUUGAGGUUUCUGCCUCCCAUCUGUCGGCAUGUGGUUCUCCAUACCUUAUGGUCAUACAACCCCCUUCGGACGGUCGAUCUCAAGGCUUUGUGCCAGAUCGACGUAUCUGCGCCUCUCAAUCUUGCUGAGGACAUCGUUCGAUCUGCUAUUGACAGAAAGAUCUUCCACCCAAUACAACAUAAGAAGGGCAAAAUGGAAUGGCCGAUGAAUGAUACAUUCAAGAAGGGUCUACGAAAUGCUCUGACGGGCCUAGGAAAGUCUAACUCUUUCGGCGUACCUUACGUUGGGGAAGACGGAAUCGAUGCACCGGAUCCCGAGGAGCUCAUACAGUAUGGCGAGGACACAUGGGAGUCCAUACUCAAGUACAUGGUCUCGUCUGGUCUCAGCAGCUCGAUAGCGACUGUGAAACCGAAACCUCAAGUCCUAAGAUUAUUACAUGCCAGCGGCCUCAUGGCUGACAAUAAUGACAUGUCUGGUCGUCGUCCAAAUCUCGACAGGCUAACCAUCACCUCGAAAGGGUUUCAGUUCUUGCUGGAAGAUCGGCAAACACAGUUAUGGCAAAUUCUCAUGUGCUAUCUGGCUCUCAAAGAAGCAGACUCGGAAAGGUCAGCAGAGACGUUGUCUGUCUUUUUCUCGCUGGGAUGUAUGCAGUUGGGAGACAGCUAUUCAGCAUCUGGAUCUUUCCCUCUUGCUCAUUCCGCUCUGGACGAUCUUGAAUCUUACGGCUUCAUAUAUCGCCGUCCAGUCGUGAACGGCGUACCGUCAGAUCAGUUUUUCCCUACCCACCUUGCCACGUCGUUAUGCUCUGGAAACACCAUCACUUCGGCGUCACAAAGUGCAGAUGAGAAGCGGUUCCUGGUAUUAGAAACGAAUUACAAGAUCUACGCCUACACAUCCAACGAGCUGGAAAUAGCUAUUCUCAAUCUAUUCGUUGACAUCCGCAUACGAUACCGUAACCUCGUUGUUGGCAAAUUAGACCGGAAAAAUGUCAAGUCAGCGAUGGAAAAAGGUAUCUCUGCGUAUCAGAUUAUCAGCUACUUGGCGAGUCAUGCCCAUCCUCAGAUGUACAACUCGCCCCCGCCUCUGCUCCACCCUACCAUCGUUGAUCAGCUGCACCUCUGGGACAAGGAGCGCAAUCGAUUGAAACACGAGGAUGCUGUCAUGUUCGAGUUUCACUCAAAAGAGCUCUUUGACGAUACGGAAGCCGAAGCAAGGCGAUAUGAUGGAGUCUUGGUCUCUGUUCCCAACAGUAAAUUGUUGUUCAUCGAUCCAAGUAUAAAGGAUGGCAUCAGAGAUUUCGUCAUGGGUCAGCAGAAGCAGCUCCGAGGGGCCUAGUGGCGUUCAUGGAUGGGAGACAAUGAUUCUGCAGAGGACUGACACUGGCUACCAUUGUACAUGUUAUGCCGACACACUGUUGUACUAGCUUUCGGUCACAUCGAUGCAUGAUUUCUCACGUG